UAGAAUCUUGUUUAUAUAAAAAUAUAUAUUUUAUUUAUUUAUCACUUAACAAGUUAUAAUAUCUGUAUAAAAAAAAUUAUAUAAUUAAUAAUGGAUCAUAAAGUUGAACAACAUGAUGAAAUUGAAGCAUUGGAUUCAAUUUAUUGUGGAGAAUUGGAAAUAUUAGAAAAACAGCCUUAUUAUCAUUUUGUUUUACCAAUAAAAUCCGAAGAAUAUGAGCCAGACACUGACAAUGGUCUUGCUUGUAAUUUAGAUUUUACAUAUACUGAAAAAUAUCCUGAAGAACCACUUAUUGUUAAAAUUGAAGAUGCUGAAAAUUUUGAAGAUGGUGAUAUUGAAAAACUUAAUCAACAUUUGGCUGAACAAAUGGAAGAAAAUUUAGGUAUGGCUAUGGUUUUUACACUAGUAAGUGCUGCACAAGAAUGGCUAAAUGUACAAUGGGAUAAAAUUAAAUUUAACAGAGAAGACAUACGUACUAAAAAAUUAAUUGCUGAUGAAGAAGCAGAAAGACAACGUUUUGAAGGUACCAGAGUUAAUGUAGAAACUUUCAUGACUUGGAAAGAAAAAUUUGAUGAAGAAAUGGGUCAUACAAGAAGACGAGAAGAACUUGCUGCAUUGCAGGGUAAAAAAUUAACAGGGAAAGAACUUUUUAUGACUGAUAAAUCAUUAGAUCAAUCUGAUCUUAAAUUUUUGGAUGAAGGUGAUGCACCAGUCAAAGUUGAUGAAAGUCUUUUUCAAAAUCUUGGAGAUCUUGAUAUUAAUGAAGAUGAUGAUCCUGAUUAUGAUCCAAUGAAUGAUUCUGAUGACAGUGACUAAAAAUGAUUUAAAAUUAACAAUUAUGCUAAAAGAUUAUUCUAAAGAAAAGUUCAAUAACUCGACAUAUUUUUAAAAAGGAUUUUUUGGCUUUGGAAAAAUUAAUUUAAUUAAUUUAAUUCCUCAGGAAACAGAAAAAAAAAAAAAAAUGGCCUUGAAUUAAAUGUCAGCAACAAUGUA
This is a messenger RNA of Aphidius gifuensis, 993 nucleotides long. RefSeq names its product RWD domain-containing protein 1. The coding region runs from base 91 to 816 and encodes 241 amino acids. NCBI's taxonomy places the organism in Eukaryota, Metazoa, Arthropoda, Insecta, Hymenoptera, Braconidae. The transcript is spliced from 4 exons. Gene Ontology annotation, molecular function: protein binding. Gene Ontology annotation, biological process: cytoplasmic translation. The record is from RefSeq and is a predicted model, not a curated record.